This is a messenger RNA of Nerophis lumbriciformis (worm pipefish), 1602 nucleotides long. The record is from RefSeq and is a predicted model, not a curated record. NCBI's taxonomy places the organism in Eukaryota, Metazoa, Chordata, Actinopteri, Syngnathiformes, Syngnathidae.
AUGCCUAUCAUCAGCAAUGCCAACCACGACUUCAGCACCUACUCAAUUAGCAGUGAUGACAGCAGUCUUGACCGAUUCUUUACUGAGAUCCCGGAGACAGAGACCAUCAAGGGGGUGUACUUCCAGCGGGCCCAGCAUUUACGUGACCCGAAGGCCUCACACGUGGUAGACCACACUCUUCAAGUUCUCAUCAAUGUUGGGGGUAAUCGCUACACCUUCCCCUGGAGCACAUUGGAACAAUUUCCUCAGAGUCGCCUAGGUCGCCUGCGCUUCUGCACCACUCCUGAGGAGAUCGCACGCCUUUGCGAUGACUAUGACGAGACGUGCAAGGAAUAUUUCUUUGACCGCAACCCUACAGCUUUUCGGGUCAUCCUAAACUUCCUGGCAGCUGGCAAAUUGCGUUUGCUCAGGGAAUUGUGCGCUGUAUCUCUGCAUGACGAGCUGGACUACUGGGGCGUGGACCCAGGUCAUAUGGAGCGGUGCUGCCGUCGUCGCAUGAUCACCCGUGUGGAAGAGGUGGCCGAGCGAGAGCGCAAAGAAGAGGAAUGGAGACAGAAGAGGAUGAUGUUGAAGAAAAACACAGUAGAAGUGGAGAAAGACCACUGCAAGAUGAUCUGGAUGCUGCGGGAAGUGAUGGAAAACCCGCACUCGGGCUUGGCGGGAAAGAUAUUUGCUUGCGUCUCUGUCAUCAUGGUGCUGGUCACAGUAGUCAGCCUGUGUAUCAGCACCAUGCCAGACCUCAGAGAUGAAGAAACUAGGGGUGAGUGUUCCCAGAAGUGUCACAGCAUGUUUGUGGUGGAGUCCAUUUGUGUGGCCUGGUUCACUUUUGAAUUUGUCCUGCGAUUCAUAAACGCCCAAAGCAAGCUGGCUUUCGCUCGCGGCCCCCUCAACAUCAUUGACGCCAUCGCCAUCCUGCCUUACUACGUGUCACUGGUUGUGGACGUCAGGGACGAGUCCCAGGAGGAAGUAUUAGCGGGUGCCGGCAGAGGCUAUCUGGACAAAUUGAGUCUCAUUCUCCGCCUGUUGCGUGCACUGCGCAUCCUGUACGUUAUGCGGCUUGCUCGCCACUCCCUAGGCUUGCAAACACUGGGCCUGACCAUGCAACGCAGCAUGAGGGAGUUCGGCUUACUGCUGCUGUUCGUCUGCGUGGCCGUCACCCUCUUCUCACCGUUGGUCCACCUCGCGGAGAGCGAACUGGCGCCGUACGCCGCUACGCAUCCGCAGCACAGCUUCAGCAGUAUCCCGGCGACUUAUUGGUGGGCAAUCAUUUCUAUGACAACUGUCGGUUACGGAGACAUGGUCCCUCGCAGCAUCCCUGGACAGAUGGUGGCAUUGACUAGUAUCCUGAGUGGAAUCCUCAUCAUGGCGUUCCCCGCUACGUCCAUCUUCCAUACCUUUUCCCGCUCCUAUCAGGAGCUGAAGCAGGAGUAUGAGAGGCUUUGGAAGGAGGAGAGAGGUGAGGAAAUAGCAGCAGAGUCGGAGGAGAGGUGCUCCAAAGUCCAAUUGACGUCAAAUGAGCCCACAUCUUCAACUCGAGUGGGCAAUUUUGGGCUCAUGACAGACAAAGAUGACCAUUCUCCUCUUCCAAAUACCGCUUUUUAA